This is a messenger RNA of Xiphias gladius (swordfish), 5187 nucleotides long. It is a transcript of the gene asap1b, whose product is annotated as ArfGAP with SH3 domain, ankyrin repeat and PH domain 1b. The record is from RefSeq and is a predicted model, not a curated record. Gene Ontology annotation, cellular component: cytoplasm. Gene Ontology annotation, molecular function: GTPase activator activity; protein binding. The coding region runs from base 615 to 4097 and encodes 1160 amino acids. The transcript is spliced from 29 exons. Gene Ontology annotation, biological process: positive regulation of GTPase activity. NCBI's taxonomy places the organism in Eukaryota, Metazoa, Chordata, Actinopteri, Istiophoriformes, Xiphiidae.
CUUGCCCCUGCCUCUGAGGAGCUUGAGCGCGGCCGAGCAGGAGAGAGUGGCAGUGAAUGUGUCUGCGGCAGCGUUUAGCAUUUAAAAAACACAAACUACGGCUGAAGAAGAGUGGACCGAGCCCCGCGGCAGUUCGAGACGACCUCGGCGGACCAUGGACUAUGAUAAAUUGUAAACAGAGGCUGGUAACGGCGGGCUGUUUUGACGACAAGCGGCUUAUUGAACAUCUGUAGAGCAUAAUGAGGGCAUCCGCUAUUCUUUACGGUGGUUUUUCCUCCGAGGUUUAGUUAGACGCAGAGUGACAGUAUUCAUAAAUGCGUCGCUUUUAGACAUCCUCUGAAGGAAUAGACACACCGAGGGGGACGUAGCCUGCAGAUAUUUAGUUAAUUCCCUCCUCCCAUGGCCCCCAGGGAACAGUGAAGUCAUUUGAGAAGUCACCGGAGAAGAAGACACGUCUUAAUCAUCUCGAUAGUUUUACACAGUUUUGCGAGGAAAAUCGACUCUCCCUUCAACCAGACUCCCGUUGCGUUCUCUCUGUUUUGAAAAUCUUACAUGGUUUUGCCUUUCUGAGCUUUCAUCGCCAACCCUCCAGUGGGCAUUUCCCCCGUUAAAGGAUGCCGGAUCAAAUAUCGGUGUCCGAGUUUCUCUCGGAGACAACAGAGGAUUACAAUUCCCCGACAACAUCCAGCUUCACCACCCGACUGCAGAGCUGCAGGAACACAGUGAAUGUGCUGGAGGAGGCGUUGGACCAGGAUAGAACCUCCCUGCAGAAGGUGAAGAAAUCAGUGAAGGCCAUCUACAAUUCAGGGCAAGACCACGUUCAAAAUGAAGAAAACUACGCCCAGGCUCUGGACAAAUUUGGCAGCAACUUCAUCAGCCGAGACAACCCUGACCUGGGAACGGCCUUUGUCAAGUUCUCAUCCCUCACCAAGGAGCUGUCCGCCCUGCUGAAGAACCUGCUCCAGAGUCUCAGCCACAAUGUGAUCUUCACCCUAGACUCGCUGCUGAAGGGCGAUUUGAAAGGCGUAAAAGGGGACAUAAAGAAGCCCUUUGACAAAGCAUGGAAAGACUACGAGGCCAAGUUCACAAAGAUAGAGAAGGAGAAACGAGAGCACGCCAAACAGCACGGGAUGAUCCGCACUGAGAUUACCGGGGCUGAAAUUGCUGAGGAGAUGGAGAAGGAGCGGCGUCUUUUUCAGCUCCAGAUGUGUGAGUACCUGAUCAAAGUAAACGAGAUCAAGACCAAGAAAGGAGUGGACCUCCUCCAGAACCUGAUUAAGUAUUACCACGCACAGUGCAAUUUCUUUCAAGAUGGCUUGAAGACAGCCGAUAAGCUGAAGCAGUACAUUGAGAAGCUGGCAGCUGAUCUCUACAAUAUCAAACAAACUCAGGAUGAGGAGAAGAAGCAGCUGACUGCCCUGCGAGAUCUGAUCAAGUCCUCCCUCCAGCUGGACCAGAAGGAGGACUCGCAGAGUAAGCAGGGUGGGUACAGCAUGCACCAGCUGCAGGGAAACAAGGAGUUUGGCUGUGAGAAGAAAGGCUACCUGCUGAAGAAGAGUGAUGGGCUGAGGAAGGUGUGGCAGAGGAGGCAGUGCUCAGUGAAGGGAGGCAUCCUCACCAUCUCUCAUGCCACAUCCAACAGGCAGCCAGUCAAACUCAACCUGCUCACCUGCCAGGUCAAACCGAGCGCAGAGGACAGGAAGUGCUUUGAUCUCAUUUCUCAUAACCGAACAUAUCAUUUCCAAGCUGAAGACGAACAGGAGUUUGUUAUCUGGAUAUCGGUGCUGACCAACAGCAAGGAGGAGGCAUUGAACAUGGCGUUUCGUGGCGAGCAGAGCAGCGGAGGAGAGGACGGUUUAGAGGACCUUACCAAAGCCAUCAUAGAAGACGUGCUGCGCAUGCCAGGCAACGAAGUCUGCUGCGACUGCGGAGCCACAGACCCUAAGUGGCUUUCCACCAACCUGGGGAUCCUCACCUGCAUCGAGUGCUCUGGCAUCCACCGAGAGAUGGGGGUCCACAUCUCCCGCAUCCAGUCCAUGGAGCUCGACAAGCUAGGAACCUCAGAACUCUUGCUGGCCAAGAAUGUAGGGAACAGCAGUUUCAAUGAGAUCAUGGAGGGCAACCUCCCUUCCCCCUCACCAAAGCCCACUCCCUCCAGCGACAUGACGGUGAGGAAAGAGUUCAUCAACGCUAAGUACGUGGACCACAAGUACGCGAGGAAGACAUGCACGUCUGCGGCAGCUAAAAUGAUCGAGCUCUUUGAGGCCGUUCAGUCCAGAGACCUGCUGGCCCUCAUCCAGGUCUACGCAGAAGGGGUGGAGCUUAUGGAGCCGCUCCCAGAGGCGGGGCCGGAAGUUGGGGAGACAGCACUGCACUUCUCUGUACGGACUGCUGACCAGACCUCACUGCACUUGGUGGACUUCCUCGUGCAGAACAGUGGUAACCUGGACAAGCAGACGGAAUGGGGGAACACUGCCCUGCAUUACUGCUGCAUGUACGAGAAGCCCGAGUGCCUCAAGUUACUCCUGAGGGGCAAGCCGGCUACUGACAUCACCAAUCAGAAUGGAGAGACGGCUCUGGAUGUUGCCAGGCGACUGAGGAACACUCAGUGUGAGGAGGCGCUCGUGCAGGCAGCAGAGGGGAAAUUCAAUCCUCACAUCCAUGUGGAGUAUGAUUGGAGCCUCAGACUGGAGGAAAUGGAUGAGAGUGAUGACGACCUGGAUGAUAAGCCCAGUCCCAUCAAGAAGGACCGCUCCCCGAGGCCUCAGAGCUUCUGCCACUCCUCCAGCCUCUCCCCCCACGACAAGCUCUCCCUGCCGGGCUUCAUCAGCCAACGGGACAAGCAGCAGCGUUUGUCCUACAGCGCCUUCACCAACCAGAUGUACAGCGCAUCCACCGACCUCACCUCCUCCCCUGUGGCCGACGGGCCGCCGCUGCCACCCAGAAAUCAGGGCAAAGCUCCACACUUGGCAUUCCUUGGCUCUCAUUCGCACUACGCCACACUGGCUGGCACUCGACCAUACAUCACUCCUCCCCCAUCUGGCCCUCCCUCUACACUCACACCAGGAGGCAGCUCCACCCUGUCCAAGAAGAGGCCUCCGCCCCCACCUCCUGGACACAAACGCACCCUGUCUGACCCACCCAGCCCGCUCUCUCACAGUCCACACAGUAAAGGGGGCUUGACUGGGGGAAGCGACUCCACUCCACCCCCCGUUAGCAAGAUGUCUCCUGUUUCGAACAAGUUUGAAGGCAUUCCUCAACAGCAAAGCACUACUUCAAGCAACACAAAGUCUACACUUGGUCCAAGGGUUCUUCCCAAACUACCUCAAAAAGUGGCAUUGCGGAAGAUUGACACCAUACACCACCCGUCUAUGGAUAAGCCCAGCCUUCCUCCUGAGGUCUUCCAGAAGUCCCCACCAGCAACUGACACCCUGCAGAAAGCUCCUUUGACUGAAAGGCCUCAGCUUGGAGACCUGCCCCCCAAACCACAGCCGUCUGAACUUCCCCCCAAACCCGGAGAACUUCCUCCGAAGCCACAGCUCUCUGACCUCCCUCCUAAACCUCAGCUGGGAGACCUCCCGCCCAAACCCCAGCUCAAAGACCUCCCCCCCAAGCCGCAUCUCGCAGACAUCCCCCCCAAGCCUGGAACGGUCGAGUCUGCUCCCAGGCCGCCUCCUGGUGAGACGACGCAAAGGCCUCAAACGCAACCUCCACCUCCACCUCAAACUCAACCUCAGCCACAACCUCAGCCACAGCCACAGCCUCAGCCUCAAGACUCUCCGUCACCUAAUCAGCAAGCAAAUAUAGCGACCCCCUCCCACCAGCCUGCUGAAGACACCAAUGGGACUCCAGCAGGAACUGCAGAGACACCCGUGCCGCUCCCGAGGAAGAUCAACACGGGGAAGAGCAAAGCCCGUCGGGUGAAGACGAUCUAUGACUGCCAGGCUGAUAAUGAUGACGAACUGACCUUCGUUGAAGGAGAGGUGAUCAUAGUUACAGGAGAGGAGGACCAGGAGUGGUGGAUCGGGCACAUUGAAGGAGAUCCGGAAAGAAAAGGGGUGUUCCCAAUGUCUUUUGUGCACAUCCUGAGUGACUGACAGCCAGAGAGACUUGCACUACGCCUCUCCCUAAAUUGGGAGCUCCUGUAAAUAGCUAUCAUAAUAACCCUUGUCACACGACAAGUGUCCUAAAGAAAAAAAAAAAAAAAAACAAUGAAGAAGAAAGCUGAGAAGGAUCAUCUAGCCAUGGAUGCCUCAUCCAUGCUGUACAAAGAAUGUGUGUAUUCUUCCUCUACCAGUAUUAUCUUAACCCUAUAGCACGGCUGUGACAAAGCCACUCUCAGAACCCUAGCACUUACCUAAAAGUCUAUGUUUAUGCUGUUACUGUGUAUAUAUGUAUGUAAAUAUAUAUAUUUGUGUGUGAGUGUAUAUACAUGUUUUAUUGUACAAAACAUGUACCAUUGCUCUCUACCUGUCAGAUUAAGCAUCAGGGCGGUAGAGUUUUAAUUUUAUCUGUAUUAAUUUUACUGGCCCCUCAAGUAAUUAUCAGCUUAUAUUCCUGGAAAAAGGACAAAUAAGAAAAGGAAUGUGAAAUAGGUCAUGUCACUAUUUGUGUCUUGCAUCCCCGUUUUACCACCAUAAUUGACAGAAGAGGCAGGAGUCUCCCACUGAUCUCCCCGAGAUGAAAAGAAUUUCAUUAGAUGUACCCCUUGUUCUUGCUUGCUUUGUGUGUACAUGUAUUAUGGUUGUUUUUACAGUAUAGAAACCUGCUGCUACUGUGUGGUGGAAUAUCAAAGCCUGUGGUUCACUGUAGGUCACUAAUUUACUCCUUGUUACACUGUUCACUGUACGUAUGCUCGGUGUGUGAACUCAACGCCACCCCCACAGUCCCUUGACCUUUUCUGUGCAUGGUGUAACAAUGACUGGAAUUGAGUGGUGUGCUGCGUUAGAAGACGCUCACCUCAGGGUUUGAAGAGCCACUAUUAAUUAAGCAGGACUUACACAAAUGGUAUCCUGCUAAAGCCACUAUUAAUGACAAGUACGGGAAACUCAAGAGGACAUAUUAGCAAUAACUUGAUUUUCUGACAGGCUAGAAGUUUCACAACAACCUGUGUUCACAAUUCAGUGUCUUGUAAAACCUCAAGCUUUUUUAUUUGUAUUUUUUUUAGUUUGAGUCAUGUAAUAUCAU